GAGCCCAAAGGCUCCGGAACCGCUCUUGAUAGCGACCCUAUAUUAAUGUCUGCACGCUAGGUAUUUUUCCCUCCCAACCGGCGUCUGUGAACAGUAGGCGCACCUAAACCCCGGGAAAAGAGUAAAAUAGCCCCAGCGCGGCGCCACCGGCGACUCUGGCUUUUAACACCGAAUCCUAAUCCACCAUUAACGCCCUCCGCUCGAGCUCGAUUCCUAUCGCAGCGAAGCACGCGCGAGUUCCCCGUUCCGUCUAUAAACCCGCGCCUCCCAUCCUCUCCCUGCCCCCUCUCAUCGCGGGAUCCGAGGGAGCGCGAGGCGUCGAUGCUCACGUGCAUCGCGUGCUCCAAGCAGCUCCCCGGCGGCGCGCCGCCGCCGCGCGAGCCGCCGGAGGACGACGACGACAACGCCAUCGCCGGAGGCGGGGGUGACUCGGUGACGACGCCCAGCACGAGGCAGGCCAUCAAGGCACUUACCGCCCAGAUCAAGGACAUGGCGCUGAAGGCGUCGGGCGCGUACCGGCACUGCAAUCCGUGCGCUGGCUCGUCGGCGUCGCGGCGGCACCACCCGUACCACCACAGCGGCCCGUAUGCGGACUCCGAGGUGGCAUCCGGGUUGGACCGCUUCCACUACGCCUACCGGCGCGCCGGCAGCCCCGCGGCCUCGACCAUGAGGCUGCCCAGCGGAGGCGCCAUGUCCAGCGGCGACGUCACUCCGUCGGUGAGCGCGCGCACCGACUUCCUCGCCGGUGAUGAGGAGGAGGAAGAGGAGACGGCGGCGGGGGGCAGCGAGGACGACAAGACGAAGGAAUGGGUCGCUCAGGUGGAGCCUGGGGUGUUCAUCACCUUCCUCUCUCUGCCACAAGGCGGGAACAACCUGAAGCGCAUCCGAUUCAGCCGUGAGAUGUUCAACAAAUGGCUAGCACAAAGAUGGUGGGCUGAAAAUUACGAGAAAGUCAUGGAGCUUUACAAUGUUCAGAAGUUUAACCAUCAAGCUGCUCCUCUCCCUAGCACUCCAAGGUCUGAUGACGAUGAGAGCACCAAAGAGGAUAGCCCAACUACGCCUCGACUUAACAAGAAGCAUCUAUCAAGUACUUUCCACAGACCACUAAUGGGUAGUGGAGCGAUAGGAUAUUUAUCAUCAGAUUCUCUUGAGCACCAACCCAAUCACCUUGGCAAUGGUUACCGCCAUCACCGCUACCUUGGACACCAGUGUUAUGAUUCAGUUGGAAUGGCAUCAACACCUAAGUUGUCAAGCAUUAGUGGGGCAAAGACAGAAACUUCAUCAAUGGAUGCGUCAAUGAGGACAAGCUCAUCCCCUGAAGAGAUGGAUCAAUCUGGUGAACUCUCGGCCUCUGUUAGCAACGCUAGUGACACAGAAAGGGAAUGGGUAGAAGAGGAUGAGCCUGGUGUGUAUAUUACUAUUCGGGCUUUGCCUGGUGGCAUCAGAGAACUCAGGCGCGUCAGAUUCAGCCGAGAGAGAUUCAGUGAGAUGCAUGCCAGGUUAUGGUGGGAAGAGAACCGGGCGAGGAUACAUGAUCAGUAUCUCUGAUAGAAGACAUUCAAUUGUAUUCGUUACCAACUGCUACUUCCAACAUCAAUCUCAGAUGGAAGCAAUUUGUGUACAUUGGGCACUAACAUCGUGUCGUCAGGUUUGCUCUGUGCCUGCUCAACAAUGACCACAGCAGCGAGGACUGCUUUCAUCACAUGUUUUUCUUCUCUGCGUUGUCAUAAGUUUGUAUAGGCGGUUUGUGCAAGAAAACUUCGAGGAAUUGCACUUUUUAUCAGCCAGUGUUUGCUGUUUAGGAAAAGUAAAAGGUGUUCAUACCAUCAACCGAUGUUGCAGAUUCUUUCCUUUUCUUUUUGAAGAAGAAGACGUUCAUAUUGGGUUUUGGCAUGUUUAGUGUCUGUUUUUACGGUACAAGUGAACGGUGUAAGAGCUACCCGCGAAGUGUUACAUAUUCCAAUUUCCUUCAUGAUUUGCUUUA
This is a messenger RNA of Phragmites australis (common reed), 1984 nucleotides long. RefSeq names its product protein Brevis radix-like 1. The record is from RefSeq and is a predicted model, not a curated record. The transcript has 5 exons. The coding region runs from base 322 to 1548 and encodes 408 amino acids. NCBI's taxonomy places the organism in Eukaryota, Viridiplantae, Streptophyta, Magnoliopsida, Poales, Poaceae.